AAAAAAAAAAUUAAAAUAAAAAACAAAAAAUUAGAAAUGUCUGCAUAAGUCCCAAGAGAAUCAUUAGUAUAAUAUGAACCAGCAAUAGAAAUAAACAAUAACAGUGAUUUAGCAAGAAUUUAAAAUUUAGGAAACAAAAAAAAAACUCAAUUACCUCCAUUAGAAUCAAAGCCAUCAACUGAAGAUAUUUUAAACGCAAUUCUUCCUCCAAGAGAAUGGGAUCAUGAUGGAACUCAUUAUAUUUAAUAUGUAUCUCAUGCUCCUGCAUCAAGAGAAGAUGUGGCGAAUUUACAAAAACUUCUAGAUGAAAGAUUAUUAGCUAGAUAAGCAAGAGAUUCAGGAAUAUGUCCUAUUAGAGAAGAAUUACAUAGUUAAUGUUUUGAUGAAAUUAUUAGAUAAGUUACUAUUGAUUGUCCUGAAAGAGGAAUUUUAUUACUUAGAGUUAGAGAUGAAUUAAAAAUGACUAUUGCUGCUUAUUAAACUUUAUAUUAAUCUUCUGUAACUUUUGGAAUGAGAAAAUAAUUGUAGUCUGAAUAAGGAAAAGCUGAUACUGAAUAAAAAAUAUUGGAAUUAGAAUCUAGAAAAUCUAAACUAGAAGAAAGAAGAUAAGAAUUAAUUAAUAAAAAAGAAGCUAUCGAAAAGAAAAAUAAAGAAAGAAAAGAAAUUGAUGAUUAAAAAAGAAAAUAAGAAAUUGAAUUUUUAAGAUAUUAAAGUUAACAUUUAGAGUCUUUCCUUAAAACAAUAACUAUUGAUUUAAAAUGAU
Messenger RNA from Ichthyophthirius multifiliis, 763 nucleotides. RefSeq lists its product as hypothetical. Lineage: Eukaryota; Ciliophora; Oligohymenophorea; Hymenostomatida. The record is from RefSeq and is a predicted model, not a curated record. The transcript is spliced from 3 exons. Gene Ontology annotation, cellular component: axoneme. Gene Ontology annotation, molecular function: dynein heavy chain binding.